GAAAUGGGGAAGGUGUGACUCCAAGCCUUAGGGCUUCUCUGGGCAGAGACUCCUGUGGCUGAUGGCCUCCAGCUCCUCAGUGUCCACCAGCAGGGUGGUGGGAGUUCAGCCCAUUUCCAUCUGUGGGUGGUCUCAGGGGCGCGUGAGACUUGGAGCCAGGAGCACCGCCCAGUUCCCUGCAUUCACCUUUCACAACCCCACCGAUGGCGCCAUUCAUUGGACAGGAAGAACAAGAGAGAGGCCACAGGAAACAGUGUCUACACGUUAGGCGGCAGGAAGAAGGUCAGUUGAGCAGAGCUUGGGACCGGGUGACCACGCAGCCACAGGACUCUGCUGACUACUGAUGGCAGUAGCUGGGAGCCCGGGCCUCCUGUUCUUUCUACUUCUGGUUUCAGGUGAGAUGUUCACUGAAAGGCCCAGGAACGUCUGCCGGCACCACGGGAAUCACGAGUAUGACACCUUCGACUUGAAUGACGUUGCUCAGUGUUUCACCAAGUGUGAGCAGUCGGAGGACGGAUCCUGUGAUGUGGGGAGCUUGGAGAGAUACUGGCUGAACUAUGAGUCCUACCUGCUAGAGAAUUCCGUGGAGACUGUGGACAUGCCCUUUGUUAAGGCGUUGAUCCAGAACAUCAGUAUGGACAUCUCAGAAGACCUGCUGUUCUCUCUUAUGCCCUCCCAGAUCCCGAGGCAGGUGAUGCAGGGUGAGGAACAGCCCGCUGACAGAGUCCGACUUCCCAAGAGCCUGUUUGGAGCCCUGCCUGGCAACAGGUCUGCAGUCCGGCUGGCCAUAACUGUUCUGAAUAUUGGUGCAGGGAAUGUCUUCAAGGGCCCCAAGCUCCUUCAGGACAAUGGCAGCAGCGUGUUGAACAACCGAAUGGUGGGCUUGAGUGUGGGCCAGAUGCAUGCCACCGGGCUGUCGGAGCCUGUGGAGAUCACCUUCUCCCAUGAGCAUCAGCCACCCAAUAUGAUCCGCACCUGCGUAUUCUGGGAUGUUGCUAAAGGAGACUGGGAUUCCCAAGGCUGCUCCACAGAGCUCGGGGAUGAGAGGACCGUCUGCCGCUGUGACCACUUGACUUUCUUCGCCUUGCUGCUGAGGCCGAUCUUGGACCUGGCCACGGUGCAGACUCUCACGCGCAUCUCCCAGGCAGGCUGUGGAGUCUCCAUGAUCUUCCUGGCCUUCACCAUGGUUCUCUAUGUUACCUUCAGGUUCUCUCUGCAGAGGUUCAAGUCUGAAGAUGCCCCUAAGAUCCACAUGGCCUUGAGCGUCAGCCUGUUUCUCCUCAAUCUUACCUUCUUGAUCAAUAUGGGGAGUGGCACUCGAGGAACCCCGGCUUCCUGCUGGGUCCGAGCUGCCAUAUUCCACUACUUUCUGCUCUGUGUCUUCACCUGGAUGGGCCUGGAGGCCUUCCAUCUUUACCUGCUGGCCAUCAGGGUCUUCAAUACCUACUUUGGACACUAUUUCCUGAAGCUGAGCCUGUUGGGCUGGGGCCUGCCUGUUCUUAUGGUUAUUGGUGCUGGGAGUAGCAACAGUUACGGCAUUUAUACCAUCCGCAACCAGGAGAACCGCACCUCUCUGGAGCUGUGCUGGUUCCAGAAAGAGCUUGCCCUUUAUGCUACUGUCCAUGGCUACUUCCUGGUCACCUUCCUCUUCGGUGCUGUGGUGCUGGCUCUGGUAGCCUGGAAGAUCUUCACUCUUUCCAGUGUCACAGCGGGCAAAGGACCAGGGCAGACCUGGAAGUCGGUCCUCACAGUGCUGGGCCUCUCGAGCCUGGUGGGCAUGACCUGGGGGCUGGCCGUUCUAGCACCCCUGGGCUUGUCCACCGUCUACAUCUUCACCCUCUUAAACUCUCUGCAAGUUCCAGGUGAUCCAGUGCCCUCUUCUGGUUCCCUGUCGCACACAGGACUCUUCAUCUUCUCCUGGUUCAUCAUCCUCUACUUUCCAACUCAGAGCACCACAGCCUCCUCCUCUGGCACUGCCCGCCUGGACCAGGCCCCCUCGGUGUCCCAGGAGUAGUCGUGUAGGUGGCUCUCACUUCUGGCUGGUCUGUGUGACCUUGAACAGCUCCCUACUUCCUUCUGGGCUCCAUUGCCUUCUCUGUGCAGGGUGUCUAAGGAAGGAGAGGAUGGGGAGCAGGCUGGGGCCAUGUGGCUUCAAUGUUCCCAUUCAGGAGGCUGGAGAGACAGCUUGAAGACGACACUGGUUCAGUUCCUAGCACCCACUUGGCAUCUCAUAACUGUCCAGAACUCUAGUUCCAAGAGAUCUGACACUCUCCUGGCCUGCAAGGGCACCAGGUCUGAAGGUGUUGCAUGUACAUAUGUGCAGGCAAAACACUCAUACACAUAAAGUAGAAAUUUUAAAAAUAUAUUUUAAAAGCUCCAUUCAGAUGUGUUCAUGGGGCCAAAAAGCCACAAAUACAGAUUUGCAGGAAUCUGAAGUCCAUGUAAGCCUUAGAGUCCGGCCAGCACAGUAUCAUCUUUACCCCUGCUGCUAUGGAGACAGAUCUGUAUAGCUAAGCAGCUAUUUUCAGCCUUGACCACCUCUCAUUUCACCAGGAAUCUUAGUCAAAGAGGGCAGACUUGGUGAAGCCCCUUAAAGAAACUCAUCUUUCCCCCUCUUCCCCUGUCACUCUCCUGAGGAGCACUCAGAGGUUGCCUGUCCCUCUGAGGGACACUCAGGAAGCCAUUGUUUCAUGUGUGCUAGGGGAGGCGAGGACAGGAGGUUUGUUCAGGGCUAUGAUAAUCUCAUAUCUACUCUACCGCCAUCUUUGCCGUCCAGUUGGGGCUCAUCCUUAUUGCAAUUACUGCAUCAUCGACCUGUUGAGGUCCUUCUAGGUGCCCAGGACACUUUCAGACCAUACCACUCAGGGUGAGUUUCCAGGACUCCCUCCGUCCUCACCUCUUGCCCCACUUGACUGCCAGGUGUUUGGUCUGACUGCUGUCAUUGUGGGGACAGAAGUAGAGGCCCAGAGCUGCUCCAUCUACAUUAGCGUAUGUGGCCAGUGUCUGUACUCUCAUGAACAGGGACCUGGACAGCCUUACCAACCAUUUCAACACAACCUGAGCAUUGGGCCUGGUCAUGUCAGUUAUUGGCUUAGUAACUGUCACAUGGAUUUCAAUAAACAAAUAAUUGUUGGCUGA
Molecule: messenger RNA, 3138 nt
Organism: Meriones unguiculatus (Mongolian gerbil)
Lineage: Eukaryota; Metazoa; Chordata; Mammalia; Rodentia; Muridae
Gene: Adgrg3
Product: adhesion G protein-coupled receptor G3
Exons: 13
Coding region: 344-2014 (556 amino acids)
Biological process (GO): cell surface receptor signaling pathway; adenylate cyclase-activating G protein-coupled receptor signaling pathway
Cellular component (GO): membrane
Molecular function (GO): G protein-coupled receptor activity
Source: RefSeq, a predicted model, not a curated record